GAUUCUGAGAUUCAGGAAGAAAGAGGUUCCUAAACACGGAAGGAAGCCAAAGAAGAAUUUCAACCUAAAAAAAGUGGUAUGGCUCUAGUUUUCGGGUUUCCAACCUAUCGUCCGUGCAGUUACUUAAACCGAGUACCUAGAGGCUACGAUGUUUUCCACAAUCUAUGGGCAGAGAUGGCCUUGGCUCAGGGGCAAGAAGUCGGCAAGUCAUACCGUCGUAGGAGACGGGAACUGUCCCCUAAGGGAGCCGUGAAGAUUGCUUUUGUUCCACUUUAUAACUACAAACCUGAAGAAAUCACUCUUGAAGUUGAUAAUGACAAUGUGAUCCUUCAUGGAAAGCAUCGAUCAGAAAGAGAAGAUGGAUUCGAUACAAGCGAGUUCAAGAGAGUCUUCAAACUACCACAAGAAGUCGAUCCAACUGCUAUUACGUCACGCGCUACCCAAAAUGGCGACGCCCUUAUAAUCGAGGGCACAAAACGAGUGGAGGAGAAAACAGAAGAAGGAAAAUUUGAGGCAAAGUUUGAUUUCAGUGGCUUCAAGCCAGAAGAGAUCAAGAUUCAACUCCAUGGUAAUGAGUUGAGUAUCGGCGGGAAACACACAUCAGAAGAUAGCGGAAAUUACCGGUCACGUGAUUACAGUCGCACUCUCCUGCUUCCCGACGACAUAGUUGUCAGCUCCGUGACUUCAUGCCUGUCAAAAGAGGGCCAGCUGACUAUUGAAGCAUCACGCGAUCCUGCCUUGUUGCCAGGCGAGAGAAACGUUGACGUCAUCAUGGAGACAGAUGAAGCACGAGAGGCAUUGACAAGCACUCAGUCGGGAAAAACUGAGAACUAGUUAGAUCUUUCCGAAAAAAGCGAAGACGGUCCGUGAGAAUAUGAAUCAGUCGAUGGUUAUUGUAACUUUAAUUCUAUGGGACAUUAAUAACAAAAAAUGCUCAACUUUACUUGUUAGGUUGAUUAAAGUUAGUAUAAUUUGAACUGUAGCGUGAAUGUUAUCAUAAUAGGCAAAUGGUAAUCCAUUAAGAAAA
Pocillopora damicornis (cauliflower coral) is the source of this 1027-nucleotide messenger RNA. RefSeq lists its product as uncharacterized. NCBI's taxonomy places the organism in Eukaryota, Metazoa, Cnidaria, Anthozoa, Scleractinia, Pocilloporidae. The record is from RefSeq and is a predicted model, not a curated record.